AUGUCGUCAACCGUGCGAGUUCCCGAUUUGAAUGACUCGGUUUCUCCCCGUCGCGUCUUUAUAGUCGGAGGCGGAAUAGUCGGCGCCUCCCUCGCCUACUUUCUCUCGAAUGAAAAAAACACAGACCUUGAAAUUGUCCUCAUCGACAAAUCCCUCGAUGAACUCCUAGGAUCUACGGGCCACGCUCCAGGCUUUGUGGGCCAGCUCAAUGAGUCGCCCGUACUGACCAGCCUUGCCAAAGAAACCGUUUCUGCGUACAUGAAAGUCCCUGGUGGGUUCAAUGUCGUAGGAGGGUUGGAACUGUCGUCAACACCCGAUGGCGUCGAGACACUGCAUCGCCGAUGCGACCUAGCGCGAUCAUCUGGUCUCUCCGCCGAGAUCAUUACACCAGACAGAGCCGCCUCCUUGGCUCCCGACUUUAUUGACGCCAAACGUGUUCAGGCGGGCCUAAUUUUCCCCUCGGAUGGAACAGCUAAUGCCCAAACCAUUACCCGUUACUACAUCAGUGAGGCUCGGGCGAGGGGCGUCAAAUUCCUGGAAACCACAGUCACGGGCCUUGUAUCCACGGGCGAUCAACUGACUGCCCUGCGUUCUUCGCACGGGGAUAUCCAACUGAAUGGCAGCCUGACCAUUCUCGCCACUGGUAUUUGGACUGCAUCAUUGAUGAGCGACGUAUUCCAAAAUCCGGUCCCUAUUAUCCCAGUCGCACACCCAUACACCUUCACUCUCCCUCGCCCUCCCCGGUGCGGUCCGGCAUAUCCAUUCGUGCGCUGGUUAGAUCAUCACGUCUAUGCCAGAGAUCACGGCGAUCGCGACGGGCUAGGCAGUUACAACCACCCACCCCUCCAGGCGAACCCAACCAGGGCAGCGAUCGGCGCAUGGCCUUCCGACUUUGAACAGGUUCUGUCCGAAGCCGCAUCCUAUUUGGAAAAUGGUCAGGAGUUCCUGCUUAGUGGGCCCAGCGCCAAUCUAGAGGAGAAACGUCCCUUCAAUGGUAUCUUCUCAGUGACUCCCGAUAAUCUCCCGCUUGCGGGUGAGGUGCCUGGUAUAUCUAAUUUGUGGUUGUGCGCUGCAAUCUGGGUUACCACUGCUGCUGGUACUGCUCAACUAAUAUCGAGGGAAAUCUGUCGGGGGACGAAGCAGGUCGACCCUCAAGAUGAGGUCCUGCUGAAGGCUUUGAGUCCGAGUCGUUUUCAGGGGCUCGACCCAAGUCUGCUUGAAACCCAGGCACUAAGGAAGUAUAAUGAUAUAUAUAAUCGAGAUUCGGACUGA
Penicillium taxi is the source of this 1272-nucleotide messenger RNA. RefSeq names its product NAD(P)/FAD-dependent oxidoreductase. The transcript has a single exon. Lineage: Eukaryota; Fungi; Ascomycota; Eurotiomycetes; Eurotiales; Aspergillaceae. The record is from RefSeq and is a predicted model, not a curated record. The coding region runs from base 1 to 1272 and encodes 423 amino acids. Gene Ontology annotation, molecular function: oxidoreductase activity. Gene Ontology annotation, cellular component: cytoplasm.